This is a messenger RNA of Cryptomeria japonica (Japanese cedar), 2750 nucleotides long. Its product is annotated as acyl-CoA-binding domain-containing protein 4. Lineage: Eukaryota; Viridiplantae; Streptophyta; Pinopsida; Cupressales; Cupressaceae. The transcript has 18 exons. Bases 335 to 2329 code for a protein of 664 amino acids. The record is from RefSeq and is a predicted model, not a curated record. Gene Ontology annotation, molecular function: protein binding; fatty-acyl-CoA binding.
UGGAUAGACAUUAUUUACUAGUGAACUUUGUUCAAGCAAAAGAAAACAAGAUAACACGUUAAGUAUGUUCUCCCGAUUCAAGAAACAAGGAGUACAGGAUCCGUACUUUCCGUCGUGUGUCUGACAAAACUCUUCGGAAAUCUUAUUCAAUUACAGAAAUUGCAAAGUCAAAACGAUUUCAAGAUCCGAAACAAAAUGCCUGCCUCAGGCGACUAAAGAGAUGGCCGUAAUUAAAUUACAGCGAAGAAUGGAAUGCAAAAGAACUGAGGUGGAUCUAGCUUAAGAAUUACUGACAAUUUUGCAUAUACCUAGGUUAGAUUUGGAGAGAAUUGUAAUGGCGAGUGCUGCAACGCCAGAUCGGUUUUAUGCGGCAGCGGCCUAUGCUGGAUUUGGCGAAUCUGCCAAACCUGCUCCAUCUUUCUCCGUCGACACGGCCUCGCUUUUGUACGGCCUCUAUCAGCAGGCGACUGUUGGACCUUGCAAUGUGCCGAAGCCUCGAGCAUGGAACCCUGUGGAACAGAUCAAGUGGUCUAGCUGGAAUGGCAUUGGUAAGCUGUCCUCCACAGAGGCAAUGAGGCUGUUUGUCAAAAUAUUGGAGGAGGAAGAUCCUGCAUGGUACUCGAAGGUUUCUGAGCCUGGGGUGGAAACAGAACCUACAGAUCAAAAGAAUCAUUUCAGGGCAUCAAAUGGAAGUGCCUUAGAGAACAUGAAUGUGGAAACACAAGAUAAUGAGAUGAUCUUGGAAGGUCUAGUAUCAGCUUGUAUUUAUGACUGGUGGGUUGCACCACCUUUAUCUGGUUGGCGUCCGACAGCUCGCUAUGAGCAUGCAGCAGAAGUGGUGCAAGGAAAAAUGUAUGUCAUUGGUGGUAAUCACAAUGGACAUUAUCUUAAUGAUGUUCAGGUUCUUGACCUCAAAACUAUGAUUUGGUCCAAGAUUGAACCAAAAAUUGAUCCAGAUUUUGUGUCCAAUGAAGCUUCUUUGCAAGCACUUUUACCCCCUUGUGCUGGUCAUAGCCUGAUUCGAUGGGGUACUAAACUUCUAGCUGUGGCCGGACACACUAAGGAUCUUUCUGACACUGUUACAGUUAGAGCAUUUGACACAGAAACCCAUAUGUGGUCUAUAUUGAAGUCAUAUGGAAAAGCUCCGUUAGCACGUGGAGGGCAGUCAGUGACUCUGGUUGGAUCUCUAUUGGUUAUGUUUGGGGGAGAGGACUCAAGAAGGCAUCUUUUAAAUGAUCUUAAUAUUCUAGACUUGGAGACAAUGACAUGGGAUGCCAUUGAAGCUGUGGGCACACCUCCAGCACCAAGAUCAGAUCACACCGCUGCUGUAUAUGUUGAUCGAUAUCUACUUAUCUUUGGUGGUGGUUCUCAUUCUACAUGUUUCAAUGAUCUGCAUGUUCUUGAUUUGCAGACUAUGGAGUGGUCACAUCCACAACAGCCAGAAGAUUUGGUUACUCCUAGGGCUGGGCAUGCUGGUGUUACAGUAGGUGACAGAUGGUAUAUUGCAGGUGGAGGAGAUAACAAGAGAGGUGUAUCUGAGACCCUGGUUUUGAAUAUGUCCAAGCUUGUCUGGUCUGUAGUCACAACUGUACAAGGACGGGUACCGAUUGCGAGUGAGGGCUUGAGUCUUGUGUCUACUUCAAUCAAUGGGGAGGAUAUACUCAUUGCUUUUGGUGGGUAUAAUGGAAGAUAUAACAACGAGGUUCACAUCUUAAAACCACAUUACCAGGGUCCCCCACGACCAAAGAUUUUGGAAUCUCCAGCUGCUGCAGCAGCAGCUGCAUCAGUUGCAGCUGCCUAUGCAGUUCCUCCUCUUCCUCCACCGCCAAUGCCAACAUCAAAUGGGACCAUUGCUGCAAAUUCUGUGGAUGCAGUACAAGACAGCAAAGUUAGAGAGAUCCUUAUGGACAAUCCAAAAUUGGAGCCUUUGCAUCAAAGAAAUCAAGAGGCAAGAGAACGGAUUAUAACAACAUUAAAAUGCGAGAAAGAGAGCUUAGAGACUAAACUUCUAACGAUACGAGAAGAGAACUCUAGCCUCAGGCAAGGGCUUACUGAGGCACAAACUACACACAAGGAGUUAAUUAAGGAAUUGCAAUCGGUGCGUGACCAGUUAGCUACUGAACAGUCUAGGUGCUUCAAACUAGAAGUAGAUGUUGUUGAGCUACAGAAAAAGCUUCUUUCACUCGAAGCUUUACAAAAGGAGCUUGAGUUGCUUCGGCGCCAAAAAGCUGCAUCGGAUGAAGCUGCUACACGAGCUGCACAAAAACAAAGCUCAGGUGGUGUUUGGAGUUGGAUUGCAGGAAGUCCAGCUGUCCAGAAUCCCAUUUGAUCUUGACCGCAUUUGAAAUGUGAUUAUUUUUUGGUAGUAAAAUGUGAUUGCUCUUGAUCAUUUUUGUAAGUUGUAUGCAUAUCGUGAUCUUAGCUGAUAGAUUUUAUGAAGAGAAUAUGUAGCGGUCCAUGGUGUUUCAACCAGGUCAUUUUUAAUAUGUAAAAUCAGUUAAUCUUGUUAUUCAAUAGUUAUUGUUUCAUUCAUUGAUUUAAUGAAUUCUGCUAUAGAGAAAGCUAAACAUUAUUUCCAUAUUAGUAGGCGUUGCUUCACUUGUAAACUGAUUGCUACGUUACCCCCAGGUUAAUCUUUUGGCUUCCUGGAUUGGGUUUGUUUCUUUGCAAAAGGGAACAACUUGCAGCAUGAGAUAGUCUUGUGGAACAAUGUCAUUUAACUUUUUAAAUAAGAGACUCUAUUGACUAUA